Messenger RNA from Megachile rotundata (alfalfa leafcutting bee), 1848 nucleotides. RefSeq lists its product as uncharacterized. The record is from RefSeq and is a predicted model, not a curated record. NCBI's taxonomy places the organism in Eukaryota, Metazoa, Arthropoda, Insecta, Hymenoptera, Megachilidae.
AUGAAGAAGCUGGUUAUCGUCGUCGCGAUGGCGGUGGCUGUCGUCGCGUACAAAGACAGAAGAAACAGUGCUUCGGAAGAUUUUCCACCUUACCCGGAGACCAGAUACGCUCCGCCCUUCCACGAACAUCAAUCUUUUCGGGAAUCGUUCAGGCCGCAACAAUAUCAAUCGUAUCGACGUCGACCCUAUCGACAGGAAUUGUCUUCGUUCUCCGAGCAGCUGUCUCUUAGAGAUCAGUCGUUGUUAAGAGAUUAUUCGUCACCGAAAGGCCGACCUUUCUACGCUGACGACUCAUUCUUAAGGGAUACGAAAUUCAAGGGGCAGUCGUUUGUCUCCGAUGAGACGUUCAAAGAUCGUGCCAGGCUCAAGAACGAUCAGAUUCUUCAGGAUCAGUCCGCGAACGAUCAAUACUCCUAUCAGCAGCCAGCUUUCCGCGAUGACUUUCGCUUCGCGGACUUGUACGACAAACCCAUUAAUUCUUACAGAGAGCAGCCUGAAAACUCCGACUACUUGAAACACGGGAACCAUGGACUCGGUUAUAUUCCUGUGCCGCCAAUUUCACCGUACGAGAACGCUCUGCCAUUGAACGACGUAACAUCCACGACGAUGACACCGUCGAUGGAUCCUACAACCACCCACCAACAGUCUACCGUCGCUGCAGCUAUCGCCCAAGUUCACACGUCUGCAACUUCCGAGCCGAAAAUGGCUUCGCUGAAGGCAUCGCAUACGGUGACAAUACCAACCGUGAAAUCCGAUACGCUGGCGGAAGCUACUACCACGUAUAGUCCAUUAAUAACCACGAGCGCUGCCAUAUUGGUCACUACGAACCAGUCCUCGAACCUGGUUGAUCCACAGUCGACUCUGACCACCGAGGCUAGCUUACCUGUCAUGGCCACGGAAUCUCCGCUCUUAUCCUUCGGACGACAAACUCUUCCGCCGAUUGAAUUUCAAUCGUCCAAGUUUACGACGCCUACGUCCUACUACUUCCCUUCCAGCAUGAAGAACAAACUGCAGCAGUCUUUGCUCAGCUAUCUGCUGUCGCAACAGGCGAAAAGCCCGAUCAAACUCAACGAGCAGACCUCGCUGUCAAACUACGUGUCACCAGAUGUACUGAGCAACAGCCUGGAUAACAAGAUCCCAGGCUCGGUAGUGAACUACGUACUUCCGGAGGAGUCGAAGGCUACUCUGAAGGGCAACUUGCAGAGUUCUCUAUUGAACUAUCUCCUGCAGCAGGAAUCGAACCGUGGACUAUCUUUCCAACAAUCUUCUCCGGAAGCUCUGAAUUUCGUGUCCCUGGCCGCCCUCGCCGAAAAGCCAAAGCUUACUUUGCCAACUGUGCCAAUCGCAACUUUGUCAGCGGUUCCUCGACCAUUGCAGUCUUACAACUACGUACCGGUGCCGAGGACGUCGACCUUCUUGGGUCAAGACUCCGCUUCUCUUCUGCCUCUGGGGUCGAGUUUGCCCAGCCUGUCGUCGGUGGGCAGUCAAGCCACCGGUGUGUUCAGCAGUUUACCUGGCGGGUUAAGCGGUGGCAUAACUGCGGGCAUACCUGCGAACAUAGCGACAACGGUUCCAGCCAGUAUGCCAACUUUAAACUUCGCGCAAAAUUUCCAGCACAUAGACCAGACCCGACAGUUUGAACCGGCGAGGAGUAACUCGUUUUCCCCAGGAUUGCAGCUGCAGCUGGGCGGCUUCGGUGGCAUAGAUUACACCUUACGCUCGCCUAAUCCUGCCCCACGGCCCUUUGAGCUCGGGAUCGCAAAAGUGGGCUUAAGUUUGCCGGAAUUACCACGACAGCAGCUUUCCACGCUUUCCAAGGUAAAUUUUCCAGAAGUAAUUGCCAGCUAG